AUGGGAUAUAAGAUAUAUUCUAACUCUGACUUAGUUCAAACAGUAACAUGGGCAAACUAUGAAUGGUUCGCUUUGAGAAACUCAGUACAACCACAAGCUAGAGAACAAACAGACCAGUAUGCAAAUAUUGAGAAAAUAAGAAGACUUGACCCUAACGUUCCAGGAGUUUAUGUUAACCUUUCUGGUUCAGAUGGAACUGCUGCCACUAAAGUAAAACUGAAACUUAGAGUUCCUUUGUCAUCUUUCCUCAUCUUCAGGUUUUUAAGAUACUUGCCAAACUGGGCAGGAAAAAUUUCUAUCGAACUUACUCCAAGCAAAAAUAACUUAGUCAUUGCACCAACACAAGACCCAUUCAGCAUUACUGUAGCUGGAACUGGUGGAGCCAAGUUCUGUGACUUUUGCAAAGACAAAGUUGACUUAGACUUUGGUUUCUCAAACUUCAACAAUGAAGUAAACUAUUAUUUCAAUGCUGCUGGAACUGCUUGGGACCCAGUUAAGUUUACAUGCGAAAAAUUUGAAUGCAAGAGAAUAGAAAGCAGACUUGCAGUCUAUAUGUUGGACCCAGAUAUUUCAAAUGCUUUAGCUGCCAAAUAUAUUGCAGUUCCACUUAUGUUCCCUAUACACCAAAUAUCUGUCAAAGACUUUGCAGGUGAAGUUGGAAACCAAAGUGCUGACCCAGGUGCAAGAACAGAUAUUGCUUUAACAACUGCAAUGAAACAUGCAGAUACUAUGUUUGUACUGUUCAGACGAACUAUAAAUGACUAUUCUUGUUUCUACAACCCCGGUAUUAAAUAUCAUAUAAACAUAGAUGGCAAAUAUUAUCCAAGAGAAGAAUAUUCUACAGUUGAGGAUAUGAGGUCAUACAACUUGACAUUAGAUGCUAUGAACUUUAACAACAACUUCACAACAACCAUUAACCCUGAAAUGCAAA
Trichomonas vaginalis G3 is the source of this 931-nucleotide messenger RNA. RefSeq names its product protein of unknown function, DUF4106 family. Lineage: Eukaryota; Parabasalia; Trichomonadida; Trichomonadidae. The annotation marks the transcript as partial. The transcript has a single exon. The record is from RefSeq and is a predicted model, not a curated record.